AUGGACGAAAGCACCAAUAUUUCCCGGAUCGCGAGCGAAUGCAAAACAAUCUUCGCGGGCUGCAUUUCAACACCCGGCAUGGGGGAAGAGGCUUGGGUCAGGUCUGCGCAAGGCGAUUUUAACCUUUGGUGUCUUGGCAUUAAGGCAACUAGUUCCAACAAGUCAUCUCUAGAUUAUCGUCUUAGGGAAAAGCCAGAUGUGCGAGAAGAUAUAUGUGACCUAAUACGAGGCUUGAUAAACUCGCUGCAGAAGUGCCAGCGGUUAUUAAUAGGCACUGAGGGGGAGAACGCCCCAGAAGACUCGCGUCCGGAUAGCCCGCAAAGUAUUGAAUCAUGGGAAGCUAUGUCGGAUGAGUCUAGUGGCACAAGUUCCCUCUCUGGUGGCGGCGACGUUUCAAACCCAGUUCUCUCAGAGAAUAUCUCUUAUAUCAAGACAAUCCUGAGUCAGCUUGCAAGGAUCUCUGUUGCCAUUCGAAAGUCUGGAAACAGAUAUCGGUUUGAGAAAGCGGAUGCCGCCUUGGAUGAGAAGGAUUAUGAUGAAUUUCGACAACAUCUAACCGCUAUCAUUCUGAGAGGGUUUGAAGACGAUGACUCCAAAAAUCUCACUGCGGUUGAAAAGGCGCAAAGAGUUUUUGACUCUAGUAGGCUUACUAAGGCCCAAAAACGGCUAAUCCAUCUCAAUAUCCUCCGCAAGCAUCGAAUUGAAUUUGUGAAAAGAUCUCGGGGUUCAAAACCCCAUCAGAAUGCUGAUACACAGCAGACGGAAUCAGGACCAAUAAUGAUGAGGAAACCCACGGAAGAGCCAACUGUCGAUUCCAAACCAUGUUCCUAUCAGCCCAUACGUAGUACUACUACCUCCCGCCCAUUACAUCAACCCCCAAGGAAACUUGCUCCCUCGGGUGUUUUCACGGCUGCUGUUACUGCCACAGAGAUUGGCUCCAAGUUCGAUAUCAAAGGAAUUCUGGCAACAAAGUCUACAUCAGCGGUCACUAAGAUGACAAAGAUAGGGGCUUCACAGUCCUAUCCUCAUUGUCCAGACCCCCGAUUAGAUGGAUCAUUAAGGUGCCCAUACUGUGACGACUUCCUGCCAUCAGAAUUCUCGGAUCCUAAGCGCCAGGAUAAUUGGAGAUUACAUGUCGUCCAAGAUAUAAUCCCAUAUUCGUGUAUAAUAGACGGCUGCGAUACCCCUGAUGAAAUGUAUACAACUGCCGAACGCCUGCUUACACACAUGCUCGAGAAACACUCAACAGCGCGCUGGACCUGUAGCUACUGCGUUUAUAGUAAGGGGAUCAAUGGACUCUCUGACACUGAGCCAAACUGGUUUGAUACUGCUCAGGAAUGGGACUUGCAUAUGGCAGCAAACCAUGGCGAAAUCGUUCCGUCUAAUCAAAGGGAUACUUUAGCUGAACUAAAUAAGGAGCUGACGAUAGGACCGUUAUCUUGUCCCCUUUGUGAGUUUACCACCGACUCUGCGGAUACAAAAGUUGACAACCACAUAUUGCAACAUUUACACGAAUUUUCCCUCAGAGCUCUCCCUGAGGACGUAAAGCAGAAAGGCGAUAAUCAGAUUACCACGUCCCAGGCAUCUGGAUUGCUCUCACACACGCAAUCGGACCAUAUUGGCGUAGCUAUGGAUCAGGAGUGGCCGAUGGUAGCUUUGGAAGAGCUCGAAAGCUCCUUGAAGAGAGUUUUGAAUCUACACCCCUAUGUAGAUAGAUAUCCUCCACCCACCUUAAAGCAUUUGCCGCCGGAUGCAAAUAAGGCCCUGACCGAGAUUUGGCAACUUAGGUCAUAUAGGCUGAAAACGACCCUCGAUGACUUAAAUAGUGACCUUCAUGAUGUUAACGGCAUGGAGUGUGUUUCUAGUAUGCUCGAUGGGAUCCCUGAAGCAAUAAGGGAAUUAAAUUCAAUUACGGGGAUGGACUUAACUUUACCAUUUGUUAAUUAUAUCCAAAACAGCCCGACACAUGUUUCAGUGCCGCCUUUAGUUUGGAGCCCUACUCCCCGCGACGAGAUACUCGAUGAAGUUGAGAGUCUUUUCAUUUGCUCUCAACAAGACUCUAUCCGUGGCAAACAGUCAAGGCUUGCACUCGUCGGCCCAAAGGGGGUCGGGAAAACUGCAAUUGCCAAGAUGUUCGUGGAUAGGAUGUGGGAGCAGUCUGAAAACCGUUCUAUAUUUUGGGUGGAUGCGAGCCUUAACUCUAAGAUUGAUCGUUCAUAUGAAAUCAUAGCACGGACGCUUGGUGUCAGCCUAGAUUGGACCGGCUCCGGCUCCGAUCUGAUUAGGCAUCUUAUAAACCACCUCGCUUGGACGUUCAGCGGCGAAUGGCUGAUCGUCUUUGAUGGCUUACAAUAUCAGACAGCUGCAUAUUUGACUUUCGAAAAUCUAUUGCCGCAGGGACUAAGAGGGCAUCUUCUGUUUACGACCUCAGAUCCUUCAUGCUUAGCGCUUUUCGGUACUGUGAAGACCAUUCAGAUUCCAGAACUCAGCAAAGAGCAGCAAGCAUCAAUCGAACUCUCAGAAACAGAAAUCAAUGAUUUAAUAAUAGAAAUAGACAAUUUAAAAGCGGAGAGGAUCAAACUAAUAAUGGAAGCAGAUGAGUUGGAGACAGAAACAAUCGAUCUAACAAUCGAACGAGAUUCUUUGAUACGAGAAGUAGAUCUUUUGAAAGCAGAAAGAAAUCUACUCGAGACCAAAAAAAGAGAAUUCGCAUUAAUAGGUAAUAUCUAUUUUCAACUUGAAGAAUUACAAGAGUUUAAUGAAGGGUUAUAA
This is a messenger RNA of Orbilia oligospora ATCC 24927, 2772 nucleotides long. RefSeq lists its product as uncharacterized. The record is from RefSeq and is a predicted model, not a curated record. The transcript is spliced from 4 exons. Lineage: Eukaryota; Fungi; Ascomycota; Orbiliomycetes; Orbiliales; Orbiliaceae. Bases 1 to 2772 code for a protein of 923 amino acids. Gene Ontology annotation, molecular function: ATP hydrolysis activity.